This is a messenger RNA of Pocillopora verrucosa, 699 nucleotides long. The record is from RefSeq and is a predicted model, not a curated record. NCBI's taxonomy places the organism in Eukaryota, Metazoa, Cnidaria, Anthozoa, Scleractinia, Pocilloporidae.
AUGACAAGAAUUAAGUUUAUUAAGAGACUUUUUAAUAUUGCCGAGGACUUUUCACAUGUUGGAAAAUUGACACAGCAAAUCAAGAUCCAAUUUGAAGAUGACCCGCGCGAUAAGGACCUGUUCUGCAACAUAUUUCCAUUCUUUUUUCGGCUUCUGAGAGACGUUGUCCUGAGGCGUGCUUCAGAGUACGAAGACCUCAAUCAAUAUUUUUCGAAAAGGGUUUUUAAGGAGAUGGCAAACGAAAACCAAGAGAAAUUCGCCGAGAGUUUUUUCCCCGGCUUCGAAAGCUUCGCUCUACCUCUACCUACAGUUGAUCCCGACAUAAUACAAGAUAUUAGUAACAACCGGGGCAAACUUAACCCCAAAUUCCGAGAGGGGGUAAAACGCUUUGAGGUUCUUUUGAAAUCAAAACUGGUCCCUAAAAGAAGUAUCAAUAAAGGAGAGUGCGUUACUGGAGAAGCCCUUGGAGAGUUGGUCGAGUUAUAUAUAGACGCCAUCAACGACCCUAACGCGAUUCCAAAUGUGACGAAGGCUUGGGAUUUCUAUGUUAAGAACAAAAUAGCGGAUGCUAAGCAAGAUGCCUUGAGAGAUUACGAUCAGUCUAUGGUACAGUUAACACGCUUGCCCUGUGUUGAAGAAGAACUUCUGGAGGACCACGAAUUCACGGAAAAGCAAGCCGCAAAAAAAUUUAUGGAAUAA